This is a messenger RNA of Centrocercus urophasianus (Greater sage-grouse), 2895 nucleotides long. It is a transcript of the gene RBFOX2, whose product is annotated as RNA binding fox-1 homolog 2. The record is from RefSeq and is a predicted model, not a curated record. Lineage: Eukaryota; Metazoa; Chordata; Aves; Galliformes; Phasianidae. Gene Ontology annotation, molecular function: mRNA binding. Gene Ontology annotation, biological process: nervous system development; regulation of alternative mRNA splicing, via spliceosome. The coding region runs from base 1543 to 2673 and encodes 376 amino acids. The transcript is spliced from 13 exons. Gene Ontology annotation, cellular component: cytoplasm; nucleus.
UCUCAGGGGGCGGGAGGGGAGCUCUGCCUCUGUCGGGAGUCCCACAGCCCAUGUGGCAGCGCUGAGCGCAGGGCCGUGUGCCUUUGUAAUGAAUCACCCCGCCAUUGUCUGCUCCCCUCCCUGCUGCCGCGAUGGAGCUUUCACCUGGGCUGCUGCCUGCACGCGGGCCUUCUUCCAAGCUGGGAAGAGGAGGAGGAGGAGGAAGGGCUACUCGCCGUAAUUAAAGCCAGAGCAGGGAAAGCUGCUAUUUCCAGCCUGCAGCACCCCGGUUUCCCUCCUUCUCCGCCUCGAGUGGCUGCCUUUUGAUGUGGGUGUAGGCAGGAACAUCUGAAGGUCCCCUUUUGUGAGGUUGUGGGAUCACCGGGCUCCAUUUUGCGGCACCAUCCGAGGUGCCUUUGCUGCCGGCGUGCCCCCUCCCGUCCCCCAGCACCCCUCAGCGGCUCCAGCCAGAGCCGUUUAUCUUGGCACGUGUUUCGCUCGCUGUGCUCUGCCCAGGGCUCAGGGAGGUGAUGGCGUUUGUGGCUUUGAGACUAAUUUAUGUCCUUGUUAAAACGAACCAGCGAGCAGUCUCAUUUUUUCCAGAGGUUUUCAUCCCUUCCCCCUUCCCCCUUCCAUAACCCUUUCCCUCCCAGACCCCAUGUGCAGCUAGAGACAACCUUGCACGGCCCGAAGUUGCUCGUUCAGCCAAUGAUUUAAAAAAAAAAAAAAAAAAAAAAAACCUAACAAAAAAUGACAGAGCUCCAUAAAUGGAGAUCUUAUUUAAAUCGGAGCAGCAGCUGACUCAUUAAAGGCCUCUCUAUCUCCUUUUCUUUACUCUGCCUUGUUCUUUUCCCCUGUCUCCCCACCUCCCAUGACAGUGGUCUGUGCUCGCUCUGGGCUCAGGCAGUGGGGGUGGAUUUGGGGACCAGAGACGAUGCCCAUCAUGACAGCCACCUCGCAAAUGUGCGAAGCAUCCUGUUGUAGGAGAUCAUCCUCCUUUGUUUGAACUGUCUGCAGGGGAGCCCGAGUGCCAGGACAGCCUCUCCUGCUGUCCCCGUAUCGCUUCUUUGGGAUCUCCUUCCCUCUGGCAAGCUGGAUGCUCCAGCAUCUCCUCCUUCCCCCUUUCCCCACCCUUCCCUCAAAAAAAGGGGGGUGGUGGUGAAGAAAGAGCUUUUUCCACGCAUUGAGGGAUUCUCUUGGGAGCUACCGCUAUUCCCCAGCCCUUUUCCUUGCUUGGAGGAUGGCAGCCCCCUCUCCCUCAGCUUAUUUGCUAUUUGCUCCUUGGUUUGGUGUCCCCCCUGCAUGAGCUGUCUGAAGGGGAUUGCUCUUCUUGUAUCCCACGGCCUCAUGCUCUUUUUCUUUCAUUGCCAUUCUGAACGCGGUGCUUGUUUAUGCGUUACCUGACUUUCUGCCUCUGUGUACCCCCUAGUUCUUGCCUCCCUUCUGCUGUUUGUCGUAGGACCUCGGUUUAGCGCUGCGGGCACCAUGUCAGCAGCAGAGGUUUGUGUGAGAGGAGUCCUGGCCAGGCCCUUUUCCAGGAGAAUCUCCCCCGGAGAUUGAAGGAUGGACCUGCAGCUCGCUUGCCCUGAUGGUAACCAGGAGCCAGCAGCAACUCCUGAUGCAAUGGUGCAGCCAUUCACCACAAUCCCAUUUCCGCCACCCCCACAGAACGGGAUUCCCACAGAGUACGGGGUGCCACACACUCAGGACUAUGCAGGCCAGACCAGCGAGCACAAUCUGACGCUCUACGGGAGCACGCAGCCGCACGGCGAGCAGAGCACGACCACAGCCAGCACGCAGAACGGAUCUCUCGCAACAGAAGGAGGGGCACAGACAGAUGGACAGCAAUCACAGACACAGAGCAGUGAGAACACCGAGAGCAAAUCCACUCCAAAACGACUUCAUGUGUCUAACAUUCCCUUCCGCUUUCGAGAUCCUGACCUUCGACAGAUGUUUGGGCAAUUUGGCAAAAUCCUUGAUGUAGAGAUAAUCUUUAAUGAGCGCGGCUCCAAGGGAUUCGGGUUCGUAACUUUCGAGAAUAGUGCUGAUGCAGACAGGGCCAGGGAGAAAUUACACGGCACCGUGGUAGAGGGCCGUAAAAUCGAGGUUAACAACGCCACAGCACGAGUGAUGACCAAUAAGAAGAUGGUCACGCCAUAUGCAAAUGGUUGGAAGUUGAGUCCUGUGGUUGGAGCGGUGUACGGCCCUGAGUUAUAUGCAGCGUCCAGCUUUCAAGCAGAUGUCUCGCUGGGCAAUGACGCCGCAGUGCCCCUGUCAGGAAGGGGGGGUAUUAACACUUACAUUCCUUUAAUCAUUCCAGGCUUCCCCUAUCCAACUGCAGCCACCACAGCAGCCGCGUUUCGGGGAGCCCACCUGAGGGGCCGAGGAAGGACGGUUUAUGGGGCAGUCCGGGCAGUACCUCCUACAGCCAUCCCUGCCUACCCAGGUGUGGUUUACCAGGACGGAUUUUACGGUGCUGACCUCUAUGGUGGAUACGCAGCCUACAGAUAUGCACAGCCUGCUACUGCAACAGCAGCCACGGCCGCUGCAGCCGCUGCAGCAGCUUACAGCGAUGGUUAUGGCAGGGUGUACACAGCAGAUCCUUACCAUGCCCUUGCCCCUGCCGCUAGCUACGGAGUUGGCGCUGUGGCGAGUUUAUACCGAGGUGGCUACAGCCGAUUUGCCCCCUACUGAAGUGACGUGAGCCCCCUGCAAGUGGGACAGCCCCCCCAGUUCAUGAGGCCUGGCUAUUGCAAUAUUUACUAGUAGAGGAACUCUAUAGCAAGACGAGGAGGAAAAACAAAAACAAAAGAGAAUACUUUUUUAUACCUCACUAUGUUCUUUGAAUAUGUAUUUUUUUUUUUCCUUUAAAUUUCUGCCUUUAAUUCUUUUGUUCCAAAUAUUGUGCUUUUUUUU